This is a messenger RNA of Girardinichthys multiradiatus, 7646 nucleotides long. It is a transcript of the gene kif26aa, whose product is annotated as kinesin family member 26Aa. The transcript is spliced from 13 exons. Gene Ontology annotation, molecular function: microtubule motor activity; ATP binding; microtubule binding. Gene Ontology annotation, biological process: microtubule-based movement. The record is from RefSeq and is a predicted model, not a curated record. Bases 1522 to 6354 code for a protein of 1610 amino acids. Lineage: Eukaryota; Metazoa; Chordata; Actinopteri; Cyprinodontiformes; Goodeidae.
AUUCACCCACUUUAAUUCCACCUCUUGUUUCAUUCCUUCAUCCCUCCUUUGCUGCUGCCGCUUCCUUUCAGCCCUCUCUCUCCUGGAGUUAGAGGAGGAAGAGGAUGAAGGCAGGAGGGGUUGAGUGGAGCAGCAUUGCGAUACACACUGCAGGAACAGACUGAGGAGCUACAGGAGAGAAGAGAGUGAAAGAGGAAGGAGGAGGAAAAUCUGGACCACAGAAAGAGGAAACAGUGAAAAAAGGGGGAAAGAGGAAAAGAUGGACCGAGGGAGAUGAGAAGAAACGAAAAACUGAAAAGUGGGGAUAUUUCAAGGAAAGCAGAGGUAAAAAAAAUCAGCACAGAGUUGGAUGAAGAGGAUGGUCGACUGAGAGGAGAAAAGAGUGACAAAAGGAGUUGGAGCAGAAAAAGACGUCUUCAUCAGUGGUUUACAGGUGGAGGUGUGGUACUGUAGUGGAUGGACGGAAAAUCUCUGGAACGGGGUUCAUUUGUGAAACUCAGGCUGCUGCUUCCUAAAAAGUUCCCUUUGAUCCGCCCAGCUGCAGGACUGGGAUGAGACGGGAGAUCAUGGUUGGACGGACAGACUGGUGGAACCAGCUGGACUGAAAGGAAGAGGCUCAGGAAUCCCUGAGGGGUAAAUCAGGAAACAUUUGGACUACUUUGUGUCUUUCACUCCUGGAUUUCCUGAACAUUUUGAGAACAUUCAUACAUUUUCUCCUUAAACGGAAUACAAUAAUGAACUGAUGGAUGGGAAGGAAUCAGUUUGAGCUGGUGGACCCAUCCUGAGCGGAGAAAAACAAUGAAUACAAUUACAUACAUAGAAAACUGAUGGUUUUAUUACCAGUGAGAUAAAAGAAACACAGUAAGCUUACUUCCAUCACCGAUUGUCACUUAAAAGUCUCAUAUAUGCACUUCCUCUCCAGCAUCAAACCCACAGACACAUAAACGCUCAGUAUCCAGAUACCAAGUGUUUGCAGCCAGAACAGCUCGAGUCUCUGGUUCUGAACAGAGUAGAAGGUUUAACUAAUGAAGCAAUGAGUUGUUUCCAGAAGCAUAAUUACUACAAACAGAACCAGAUAUGAGAAAGAAAUUGUCCAUAUUUGGUCUCAGCAGCUUGAAAAUGUUGAUAAAAUAAAAAGUUCUGCAGGAAUCUGGAUACGCUGGAUCCGAUUGAAAACAAUCUUUGCAAAUCUAUAAAAUUUUCUUGGGAACAUUUUCCUGCACAGAUAAAUUAUCUGGAUGUGUGAAUGAUCACAGAGAAAGUUACAGAAUGAUGGAAAAUAUUUCAACAUAAACUAAGGUGGACAAUGGGACCAGUUCAUCACCAUCCAUGGGUUGAAGACACGUGGGAAUUUUCUCAUUACCCAGUUUGACCAGUGAACAAAGCUAGCAGCUUGUUCAACUUUUCCUUCUAAAGAUUUGGGAUUAUCUUCUCUGUCUUGGUGUAAAUCAUCCUUUUUAUGAUGGUGUGAGAGAAUGAGAACCAGUCUGGACGUUCAAGGCAAAGAGCUCUGAGUAGAUAAUGGACUGGAAGGAACUGGCGGCUCAGAAGCUCAGUUUGUCUCGCAGGAAGAAAUCCCAGCCGGGUCCCUCCUCUCCUCCGGCCGAGGCCCCGGGCCCGCCGCUGCUGUACACCGGAGGCUUCAGCGGGGCCCUGCAGCUGUCUCCCCCUGCCAUCCCACCAUGCCUCCUACGGGCCGGAUCAAAGGCGAAGGACACGCCUGGGAUGGGAAAGGUUCGGGUGAUGGUGCGCAUCUGCUCGGCCCACAGCAACGAAUCCUCGGAGUCCAUGUCCUUCCUGAAGGUGGAUGGCAGAAAAAAGCAGAUCACACUGAUAGAGACUUCGAACAGUGGAAACUCGGCCUCCUCUCAGAGACGUUCCUCUGUUUCACCACCAAAGACCUUCACCAUUGAUGCCGUCUUCACGCAGGAUGCCUCACAGGCUGAGGUGUGUUCGGGGACAGUGGCGGAGGUCAUCCAGUCGGUGGUGAAUGGAGCUGAUGGAUGCAUCUUCUGCUAUGGACACGCCAACCUGGGGAAGACCUACACCAUGAUGGGUCAGGACUGCUCCACACAGAGUCUGGGUGUGGCCCCCACAGCCAUCUCCUGGCUCUUCAAGGUGAUCGAGGAGCGCAGAGAGAAAUCUGGGGCUCGUUUCUCUGUUAGAGUGUCGGCGGUGGAGAUCUCCGGUCGUGAGGAGACGCUCACUGAUCUCCUGGCUGAACUCUCUUCCUCAGCAGGGAGCCAACAGGAGGCCCCGGGGGCAGCGGUGUCCCUGAGGGAAGAUCCUGUUUGUGGCUCCCAGCUACAGAACCAGACGGAGCUUCGAGCGACCAGCGCCGAGCGGGCAGCGUUCUUUUUGGACGUCGCUCUGGCAGAGCGGAUGAGUAGUCGGACCCCGGAUGACCAGGAUGCCCGGAGGAACUCACACUUUCUGUUCACGCUUCACCUCUACCAGGAGAGGGCGGACAAGAGCAACAAGGCCGCAGUGUCGGGCCGGAGUCGUCUCCACCUCCUGGACCUGGGCAGCUGUGAGACGGACAUCAGCAGGACCAGGGAGGGAGGCGGAGGUCAGUGUCUGUCCCUGUCUGCGCUGGGGAACGUCAUCCUCGCUCUCUCCAACGGGGCCAAGCAUGUUCCCUACAGAGACAGCAAGCUCACCAUGCUGCUCAGCGAGUCUCUGGGUAACAUCAACUGUCGAACCACCAUGAUUGCCCACAUCUCGGACUCCCCGGCGAACUACAUGGAGACGCUGACCACGGUGCAGCUGGCGUCCCGCAUCCACCGCAUGAGGAAGAAGAAAUCCAAAUAUGCCUCCAGCUCCUCUGGGGGUGACAGUUCCUGCGAGGAAGGCCCAUCCCGUCGACCUCCUCAUGUUCAACCUUUCUAUCCCCGGAUCGUGGCUCUGGACCCUGACACACCGCUGCUGCUCUCCAGCGAUCCCGACUAUUCCUCCAGCAGUGAACAGUCCUGUGACACCGUUAUUUAUGUCGGACCCGGUGGAACAGCAAUAUCUGACCGAGAGCUUAGCGACAAUGAAGGCCCACCUUCCUUUGUCCCCAUCAUUCCCUCCCUGAACAAGAAGCAAACCAAAGAUUCUUCCCGUUCAGAUGGAGAUCACUUGAAGUGCAACACAUUUGCAGAGCUGCAGGAGAGACUCGACUGUAUCGAUGGCAGUGAAGCUUCAAAUGCAUUAAACACUGAGAGCAGAGCAGCACAACCAGUGAAGAUUCAAACUGGACCAGAAUCCGAUAAGAACUCCUUCCUGAACUUAACUGGGUCGGGUCAGGGAGAAUACAGACUCCCUUCUCCUGGAACCUCCAAAAGGACGAGUGCUGAUGGGGAAAAACUCAUUCAGCCAUGUUUGGUAGGGUCCAGUGAGCACUGUUCCUCAGAUCCAGAGCCUGUGGUAAGGGAGAAAGUUAGACGAGGUGUGACUAGGCCACCACUCCCUCAAUUUGUACCUCAGAGAUCCAUGACAGCAUCUGAGUCAAGAGACUUUCUCAGCAGGACUCCCCCUGUGGGUAUGAGCUAUCAAGUACCAAUAAACAAUCAGCCUUUGGAGUUACCGGACUUGAGGAGGCCCCAUCAUUCCACCAGUUAUCCGAUGGAAGUCAGCGGCAUUCGAGCGGGUUUGUUAGGAAGAUGCCUGGACAGGGACGUUUUUAGGACCACAAUCACGCUGCAGCAGCCUGUGGAACUGAAUGGGGAGGAUGAGCUUGUGUUCACCAUCAUAGAGGAGCUUCCUCUUGGCCUUGUCCCAGACAACGGACACCCCUCCAACCUCCUCAGCUUCAACCCUGAGUGUUCACUGCAGGCCUUAGCCGCAGGUUCUCGUCCAGUCAGCAUCAUCAGUAGCAUCAAUGAUGAGUAUGAUGCUUACACAAUCCAGCAUGGAGUUACAGGACCCGACUUUCAUUCAUCUGUUGGAUCAAAGCCCACUGAAAGUGAAGACAGUACUUCAGUAAACAAGCUUUUCUUGAGAGAUGAAAGUACAGCAGCAGAGAGAGCGUCCAUUCUGACUUCACCAAGCGUAUUCCACCGACAGCCAUUUCUGCAGCAUGGUCUAAAGAGCUCAUUGAACGACAGCGGUGUCUGUUUCUCAGAGCUGGACAGUGACCCUUCCACACCAAACAAAUCAUCAUUUGCCAAGGCCUUUCCUGUCCCUGAUUCCAUCAAAGCCACACCUAAAGGCGCCUCUAAAGUGAGAGCCAAUAUCUUAUACACUCCAACUUCAGCUCAGACUCCCCACCACACCCACCACUCCAGUCUUCCCAGGAAAACCAAGCCUACCUCAACUGCAGCUGUAGGCGGCAGCAGACAGGAAGACAGACAUGAGGACUUUUUGUUUCAAGGAAGCAACUUUGGUGAUCCUAGAGAGGUUGAGUAUCUCUCUGCAAGUAAGCCCACAAGAAGUGGCACAGCUAGCAUCUCCCCCAAGAGGUCUGGAGGAAACAGCAGCAGUGUACCUCGACCUCCAAAAGCACAAGGGUCUUCCACAGCUCACAGAGUUGUUGAUGGCUGCGAUAAGUCCACCAGCAAAAGAGGAGAUGCUCCCAUCAAGCUGCCACGACUCACUCGAGGUGCAACAACUCUGGGAACUGUUUCUACCCCACAGAGCUCUGAAAUAAAAUGGGGUGAAGAAGCUUUCUGUGUGACGGGGACAUUAAGGUUUUCAUCACUGGGAAAAAAGUCAAAUGGGCAGAAAAGCAGCAUAAUUUCUAAGUACGGAUCUGGAAAUAUCUCUCCUCCUACUCCACUUGUCAGACAGUCCAGCCAAGAACAAAAGACAAGGUCUCCAAGUGCCUCAAAAACAAGCAGUGGAAAGUUUGCUUUUUCCAAAAGCUCAGCCUCAGAGGAGGAAUUUACCAUCAGGCACCGAGCAGAUUCAUUCAGUCAUAAGACAUCUAGUUUAAAAAUUGAUCAUGCUUCUCCCAGAACAUCGUCCAGUCUGAAGACACGAGGGGCCAAAGCAGAUUCUUACAGGUACUAUGGAAGCCUGAGGUCUCUGGAGAGGUCUGAAAGUCCAAUCCAAACUCUUUUGAAACCUGAUGUGUUCAGGAAUGGUAAUGGUGCUGGUACAGAGAAUAGCUGGAAAUCCAACAGAUCGGUACCAAGACUUGGCCUUCCACCUUCAAACAUUCCCUGUUCCUCCCAAACCUCCUCUACUUUUCUUUCAACUGCCAGCAGACUAGGGCAGGUCAAAGGCAAUGGUAAUUCCCGUGCUGCUGGUUCUGGUGGACUGAAGGUUCGAACUCUAUCAACCAGCAGCUCUAAAAGCCUAAGUUCCUCUCCAAAUGCAGCUGGACAUAAUGCCAGCCUACCUCCUACUGGAAAGUCUCCUGCCCGGACUGGAAAUGGAGGUAAGACAGGAAGAGGCACCAUUAUGGGCACGAAACAGGUCAUCAACAGGGCAGCUAACAGCCGGAUCAUUGAGCUCGCUUCUGGUGGGAAGCAGCUGAGCAGGGGGGAUGGAGAAAGUGAAAAUACCAACAGCGGUGUCAACAUGCCACUGCCCUCACCCUAUAGCAAGAUCACAGCACCUCGAAGGCCACAGCGCUACAGCAGUGGACAUGGCAGCGACAACAGCAGCAUCCUCAGUGGGGAGCUUCCCCCUGCUAUGGGCCGCACUGCCUUGUUUUACCAUAGUGGGGGCAGCAGCGGCUAUGAGAGCAUGAUCCGAGACAGCGAGACAACCGGCAGCACUUCGUCAGCACAUGACUCCAUGAGUGAGAGCGGAGUAUCUUUGUCCAACCGAGGCAGAGUGUCCAAAUCGCCCAAGAAGAGAGGAAAUGGGGGUUUCCUGCGGCGGAGGCUGAUCCCAGCUCCCCUGCCAGACACCUCCACUCUGGGCAGGAAGGUCGGGGGUCAGUGGGUGGACCUGCCACCGCUGAGCGGGGCUCUGAAGGAGCCGUUUGAGAUAAAGGUGUAUGAGAUCGAUGACGUGGAGCACCUGCAGAGAAAGAAGGAAGUGGAGGCGGGAUCCGAGCAGCCGUUCCAGGAUGUAGAAAAGGGCCUUCUCUACUUCAAUGCCCGGCUGAGGAUGCUGGAGAAGCGACAUCAGCAAAUCCAGGAGCUGAGGAGCAAACAUGAGCAGCUGAAGGUGGAGCUGGAGGAGGCCAAGGGCCGCCUGAUGCUUCCUCCAAGCAAGUGGAGCGGAGAAUUUGACAUAGACCAGGACCUGGACCGGGAGUCACAGGAGUACCUGGAGGCUUUGGCACAGGCAACGGCGGAACUGGAGUUCUGCGUCAACCUCUGCAAGUCCCGCGUCAUGAUGGAGACCUGCUUUGACAUCACCAUCACCACGACAACGAGCGCCACCACGGUGGUGCAGGAUGGGCAACAAAGGGUGUAGGUGUUGCAGCGCCACUCACUCACAGAAAGAGAGCGAUGCUUCUGAAGAAGAACAGAGGGAGCUAUGAUGAAAGAUGGACCAGAUGGUGGUUCUGAUCUGAUCUUGGAUCAGAUCAGAACAGACAAACAAGAUGAAAGCUGUGGAAGUGCCUUUUUACUGUAUUUAUGAUUCAUUUUCACUUAGUUAUUUAAUUGUUUUAUUCAGUAUUUAUCCCAUUUUUUAAUUUAUUUUUUUUAAUGGUGCUAAAAUAUUUGUUAUGCAACAUCCUUUAGAAAAUAUCAGAAAUUUUACAAGAUAAAACCAGGUUUUGGUAGAAAAGAAAUAAUGUAAAAAGAUGUAACCUCAGACUGGUUGUUGGGUUGAUGUCUGUCUUCAGGAGUAAAUGUCCCAGAAGUUCCUACAAAAAUGAUAAAGAAUCAGUCUUCUGAUGGUUCUGUCAGAGAGAUGUUGCUCAUAAAUAAACUGAAUCCAAAGACUUAUGCGGACAUGAAAACCAACUGCAGACCGUGGAGUUCCUUUCACCUGGAAACAUCUCGGAUGUGUGGAUCAGGAUCAGGUUUGAGCCUGUUUCAAAUCCUACCGAACCUGUCAGACACCAGAUGUUACAGCCUGAAAAGCCUUUUCUGAUAAAUAUUGUAAACCAGGGGUGCCCGGGUCUAGGUCCCUCCAGCAGCUUUUAGAUGCAUCUCGUUAGCAGGCCGCUGCAGAGCUGAAUGACUGAACCAUGAUGAGGGAAUUCAGCCGUUAGAUUCAGGCGUGUUGGAGGAGGGAUGCAUGUGAAGGCUGCAGGAUGGGGCCCCCUGUUGUAAAUACUGUAAGUCUGUUUCUUGUUACUUGCUGUUUUCCAGAGAUCCGGUUGUGGAGACUGAUGGACCACAUGCUGCUCUUCUAGGUCCGCUCUUCUCCUGUAACACAUGUUGUGUUUUACCUCUGCAGAAGGCAGCUAGUUGGGCAGCGUUUAGUUUUCACCACGUGGAAAUAUUCAGUAAAAACAUUCAGCCUCGGUGCUGCAAACUGUUUAAGUUUGAUAUUACAAACAAAAUCUAUGUCUUCGUAAAACUGAAACUGAACAAUCUUCAAAGUAAAAAUGAGAACUUUUUUCUCAUUUGGGUCAUUUUUUCAUAUAAGUAUCAGUAUGCAUUUAAACUUUCUCAGGCUGUUUUUAAAGUUGCUGCAUGAAUUUCUGUUUUUUAUUUUUUAAUGUGUAUUUUGUGUUUUCAAACUUGUUUUUAAGACCUUUCUCUUCCCGUUUGAGACCUUUUUAUUGAUUAAACACAGAUGUUUGGUUCUUA